Acaulospora morrowiae is the source of this 646-nucleotide messenger RNA. Lineage: Eukaryota; Fungi; Glomeromycota; Glomeromycetes; Diversisporales; Acaulosporaceae. The record is from the annotation of a GenBank genome assembly.
AUGUCGGACCGUUAUAGCUUUUCCUUGACUACUUUUUCGCCGACAGGAAAACUCGUGCAAAUUGAAUAUGCCUUGAACGCAGUAGCUCAAGGAGUCACCAGUAUCGGGAUCAAAGCGACCAAUGGGGUUGUCAUUGCUACCGAAAAGAAAACAGCCUCACCACUUAUUGAUGAUUCUUCACUCGAAAAAGUUGCUAAUGUCUGCCCGAAUAUCGGUAUUGUCUAUUCUGGAAUGGGUCCUGAUUUUCGGGUGUUACUAAGUAGAGCAAGGAAAGCCGCGCAAAAGUAUAAAAGAGUUUACAACGAAUACCCUCCAACAAACAUUCUGGUUAAAGAGGUUGCAAGUGUUAUGCAAGAAUUCACUCAGAGGGGUGGUGUACGCCCUUUUGGGGUUUCCCUCUUAAUUGCCGGAUAUGAUGAUAAUACGGGUCCGGCGUUAUACCAAGUCGAUCCGUCAGGGUCAUAUUGGGCAUGGAAAGCGUCCGCGAUUGGGAAGAAUAUGGUCAACGCCAAGACGUUUUUGGAAAAACGAUAUAAUGAAGAGAUGGAACUUGAAGAUGCGGUCCAUACUUCCAUUCUUACUCUCAAAGAAGGGUUUGAAGGUCAGAUGACUGAAAAUUCAAUUGAGAUUGGUAUUAUAGGAGGCG